AUGUCAGAGUCCCAAGAGCAACAACCAGCUCAGGAGCCUGAGCUUAAUGAGUUCCAAAAGUACAAUGCUUCGGUGGACCGCACCAAGCUCCCACUCUUCACCAGAGCACAGUUGCAACAGUACAACGGAGUGGAUAAACCAGAGUUAUACGUGGCGAUCCGAGGAAUGAUUUACGACGUGACACAUAACCUGAAGAGCUAUGGCCCUGGAAAGGCGUACAAUCGUCUAGUCGGGCGGGAUGCCAGCAGACAGCUUGGAACCAACAAGCUACAGUUGGGGCCAAACGAGCAGUUGGAAGACGAGCCAGAUAACACGUGGUACACGGGAGACUUGACGGAGAAGCAGAAUGGCGUCGUGGACAAGUGGGGGGAGUUUUUCAGAAAGCGGUAUAAGAUCAUCGGGAUGGUGGUUGACCAGGAGCGUAGCCGAAAGUAA
This is a messenger RNA of Candidozyma haemuli, 435 nucleotides long. RefSeq lists its product as uncharacterized. Gene Ontology annotation, cellular component: membrane; endomembrane system. The transcript has a single exon. The record is from RefSeq and is a predicted model, not a curated record. Lineage: Eukaryota; Fungi; Ascomycota; Pichiomycetes; Serinales; Metschnikowiaceae. Bases 1 to 435 code for a protein of 144 amino acids.